Messenger RNA from Fragaria vesca subsp. vesca, 1152 nucleotides. RefSeq lists its product as uncharacterized. Gene Ontology annotation, biological process: regulation of flower development. The record is from RefSeq and is a predicted model, not a curated record. Bases 216 to 854 code for a protein of 212 amino acids. The transcript is spliced from 3 exons. Lineage: Eukaryota; Viridiplantae; Streptophyta; Magnoliopsida; Rosales; Rosaceae.
CUUGUUGUAAUCAUCGUUCAUCUUUGCCUUUUUCAUCAGAGCUCUCGGUGAGAACUUGAAGCCAAAAAGCUAUAAAAGCUGUGAAACAAAAGUACAAAACACAACCCCUCUUAUCUUUUUGUUGUAGAGAGAGACCUUGAUGCUGAAUUGAUCACAGGGGAAAGUUGGGUUUUGGAGGUCUUUGAUCAAGUCUUGUUAGUUUGAUCUCUUUCCGCAUGGAGAACCAGAACGGAGAUAAGAAGGUUGAUGGAGCUCUGGAGGGGUUUGCUCCUGUCUCUUCCACUAGAAUUGAUUGGAAACCCAGAAAGAGAUCAGCUGGCGGGAGGACUAUAGAGAAGGUAACAGAGGACACUGCUAACAAUGCUCCCAACAAACAGGAAGAGCACACCGAGCCCGAUGAGGAUAUGCUUCAGGACUCAACUGCAGCUCCUGAGCUGUCAGAGCGUCGAAAGGCUCUGUUUGAACCCUUAGAACCUACGAUGAAUAGCAAUGGGAAACGGCCAUCAGCUGAGUCCUUACUUCCUCCUCCUGACUUUGAUUCCUCGAGCUAUCCCAAAGGGUGGCUGAUUGGAAAAAAGCGAAAGCUGGUUAAUGUUGAUGUGGUUGAGAAAAUGAGGCGGAUUGCCAUUCAGGAAAUGAACAGAAAGGAUAGGGAAAUUGAUGGGCUAAACGAGCAAUUGGAGGAGGAUGUAAGGUGCCUAGAACACUUGCAACUGCAGCUCCUGCAAGAACGAAGCAAACGUGGAGAAGUAGAAAGAGAGAAUGCAAUGCUGCAAGACCAGGUUACCAUGCUUAUGGACAUGUUGCAGGAAGAUGGCAAUGUGGGUGAUGACGAAGGCCCUGCUGAACCUUGAUUGUCUAUUUUGUUGUGCUUGUUUCUUUAUUCUUUAAUUUGUACAUUUUCUCCGAGACAGUAGGUGCGUAACACAUGCAUAUAUAUACUGGUGUGGUCUGCUAGUGCUAGUCAAUUGUCUUGAAUUUACAUACAAAAUCUGGUACUCGCAAGAAUACACAGUCGUCAAAUGUUAUAGAUCUAUAUAUAUCUUGAAUUGGUUUUCUUAGAACAGAAUUUACAGUCGUCAAAUGUUAUAGAUCUAUAUAUAUCUUGAAUUGGUUUUCUUAGAACAGAAUUUACAGCGAGUUGCUAUCUUG